Molecule: messenger RNA, 3000 nt
Organism: Trifolium pratense (red clover)
Lineage: Eukaryota; Viridiplantae; Streptophyta; Magnoliopsida; Fabales; Fabaceae
Exons: 4
Coding region: 1-3000 (999 amino acids)
Biological process (GO): meristem maintenance; meristem development
Source: RefSeq, a predicted model, not a curated record
AUGAUUAUUGCUGCUUUACACUUCUUUGAGUCUUCCACCAACACUUUCCACUUCGAAUGUGGCAUGAUGACUCCUACACUGCUAGAUGUUGCUGCCAUUACUGGCCUAUCACCUCUUGGCGACACUUAUGAUCCUUGCAAAGCUUCCGACACCAUCAAAUUUGAUUUUCGAAACAAGUCUUACUCCAAAUACAUCGUGGAAAAUCGAAAGACUAGUGAUGAAGUGAGUGACGAAGAACACGUUGCUUUCCUAACCUUAUGGCUAUCGCAGUAUGUCUUCUGCACUCAAUCUCUCCAAGUAGCCAAGAAAUUCAUCCCUAUGGCUAUUCAACUACAUGAAUGUCAGCAAUUCAACUUCGCUCGACUUGUUCUUGGAUGUCUUUAUGAAUCCAUGAGGGAUGCUUGUGAACACCUUAAGAGAACAGGCGAUGGAUCUACCUUUUUAGGUGCUGGCCCCUUCUGGUUGCUGCAAUUAUGGCUAACUGCCACUUUUCAUGCUAAACUUGACCUUUUCUUGUCUGAGCCAUACUAUGAGGAAUCAAGAACGCGCCAAAUCGAAGGCACAAGGCUGGCAAGGAUGGUUCCUAGGGAAAGAGGCCUUAGUUAUGAUGUGGCUUUCCAGCAAUAUUUUAAUGCUUUUCUCAGCCUGAAGAAAUUCAAGCCUAGCUUUGCUCCUUUUGUGGAUAGGCCACUUGGUCCUCCUUGGUUUACUCACAGAUUUCCUUCUCCACCAGAAUUUGAUAUGGUAACCAACAGCAUUUGGAAUGCUUAUUUAAUGCCUACAGUCUUGUCUUGUCGAAUUGGUUUGACUUCUGGAGAUUUUGGGUUAGUUGGCUACUUCCCAAACCUGGUGUCUCGCCAAUUUGGCUUAACUCAAAUACUCCCUAAGAGCAUAUACUUGGAAGAGAGGGAGGUUUGUUUAGGCAAGCAUGGCAUGACAGAACCACAGUUCCAUUCGUUCUUGAACCAUUUCAAUCAGCCUUCUUAUGAGCUUACCCCAUUCGACUUCGCUCCCUCACAUGCCUGCACUAGGGAAUUCUUUACCUGGUGGUCUCGACACUAUGAAGGACGCCUGGUUGACAAGACUGCCUUGCUUACUGCUAGAGGGAGUAAGUCGAAGGCAGGUUCCAGCAAUUCUAGCAAACCUCUUCCUCCACCACCUAAGGUUGAACUAAAGAUUGCUUCACGCAAAAGGCCUCAUUCAACUGAAACCCCUUCUGUUUCGAAGAAACAAAGGCCUAUUCCAGCCACUUGUUCGAGUGCUCCAGAUAAGGAUAUUCCUGUUCUCUCGACCAUCCCUGAGCAGACUAACGUUGCCACCACUCAAGAUCUCCCUCAUAAUGCUGAACCCAUUACUGAUGAGAAAAAGAAAAAGAAGAAGAAGAAGAAAGAACACCAACCCAACCAAGAAGGUACUCCUGAGCGCAAGUCCUCUGAGAUUGAGGCACAACCUGAUACUCUGGCAUCACCUGAGGACCCUCCUUUAGAGCAAUCGGAGAGGAAGAAGAAGAAGAAAAAGAAGCAGAAAAAGUCUCCUGUUGCAGCUACUGUUGUCGAGGCUUCUGCUACUGCAAAAGAAACAACUUCACAGCCUGAAGCUUCUGCUACCCCUCAAGCCCAAGUAGGCCAUUCUUACUUCUUGUUACUUCCUCAGCUCUUGACUGUGUUACUCAUUCUUUCAUGGUUUCAUUUGUUUCAGCCACAAAAUUAUGCUCAAGUUAUUCCUCAAGAUGAGCCUGCUCCUAGCAAAGCGGCUGAAGGGGUGGUCGAAGGACCAAGUGGUACGCAUCCUGAAGAUGUAGCAGAAAAAUCUCCAUCUCCUCAGCCUGUCGAAACGGCCAUCCUUACUGAAACCUCAUCACCACCCAAGGCUCCUGGCUCGCCUCACCGCGCUUUCGAAGAUGAUACCCUUAAGCCUAACAAUGACGAAGACCAACUUGAUCAAGGCCUACCGCAACAGAAUCCUUUGACAAACCCUGCCCAAGUAUUGACUGAUAAUGAUCCUCCAACCAACUUUCAAGCUGACCCUGCUGCUAACACUGAACAGAGGCCAACAGUUGAUGGCGAACACUCCACUACCAAUCAACCACAACCAAGUGGGUCAAACCAUGAGUCUAGUUCACCCAGUGCUGACACUUUCGACUCUGAUGAUGGGAACUCCUACAUUGGUGAUUCACUUGGUGAAGAGGGAACUUCUGUGUCGAAGCCACUUCCUACUGUUGUCUUGCCAGCUGAACUUGCCAAAGAGUUAAAAGAUUUAACUCCAGUAGAUGCACUCAACAAGCUUUUAUCAAGUCAUGGCGCCUCUAGCUCCGCUGUUGAGGACACAGAGGGUAAGGAAGAUGUACUUGAGCAAGAACAGUUUGAGCAUGAAAUCAGAUUUAGGCGAGAAAUUCUUAAUGGGGAUAUGCUUGGCCUACUUGAGCGUGACUCUUCUAUAUAUUACAACAUCAAAGCCCUUUUUCGCAAGCUGCAGAACCCAAGGACUGACGAAGCAAUGUUCCUUCUAGUGACUCAGGCUGAAACCUUUUUAGAACAGUUCGUUAGUCAAUCUCAACUCCUAACCAGGACUAGCAGCCUUCUGACAUCUCUGCUUGCAACCCAGCAACACCAUUUCGAGCAAGCUAAUAAUUGCAAUGCAGAGGUCACAACUAUCAAAGCUGCCUCUGAUGAAGCUCUUGAGCAACUUGUGGCUUGUGAGAACAAUAUUGCUCAAUGGCAAUCUGAAAUCGAAGCGUUAAAGGAAAAGGUUCGACAGGAAGAGGCUAAGAUGGAAAAGCUAGCUGCAGUAGCUAUCGAAGCACAAAAGGUCAAGCUUGAUGAGCUAGCACGUGAAGGCAUCCAACACUACAGUGAUGGUCUAGCUGUCCAGAAGCAGGUUGAACACCUUGCUAGUGAUAAAGAAAUGCUACAACGUAAACUGGUGUCCAUUCGAACUCAGUAUUACCAAUUCCAAGCGGCCAAUCGAAAGCCUCCUUCAACAUCCCAACAACAACCUUGA